UCACAACAAAAUCCAUCUCUAUUCUCUCUUCUAUAUCAUAAUCUCUUUAGUCUCUACUACACAAAUCAUUUCCAUCCAAAAUCAGUAAACAUCUCAUUGGAGAAAGAAAAGAUGACAACCCUCCAGUCUUCAAGUUUCUUGAACUCAAGGAAUUUUGUUCCCUCAACAUCAUCUUGUACUCGUAGAAGAGGAUUGAUAAGAGCGAAUAUUGAUAUUCCAAGAAUUAAAACAAGCAAAAUCUCUCUUCCAAUUCUUCAAUCAGUACAUGAACAAGAGUUGAUUAGCUAUUCCAACAUAGCAAACAACAACCUAGUCGAGAUACAACUUAGCCCAGCUACAAGAAGAAGCCAUAUGGCUAAUGGUCCUGAUCCCGUGGUUAUCGAGAAGCUUUAUGCAAUCAAAGAGGCAGUUGCCGAUAGAGUUGAGAUGCAUAGAAACAUAGGGGAGCAAAGAAGCCAGUGGAACAGUAUGCUUUUAACAUCCAUUAAUGGGAUAACUCUAGCAGCUGCCACAAUUACUGGCGUUGCAGCUAGCAGUGGUGCUGGUGGUGAUUCUAUUUUAGGACUGAAGAUGUCUUCCACUAUGAUGUAUUUGGCUGCUACUGGCAUGUUGGCGAUCAUGAACCAAAUUCAGCCAUCCCAACUUGCUGAGGAACAAAGAAACGCAACAAGGAUAUUUCAAGAUCUCCACAACCAAAUUGAAACAACUUUAUCAAUCGGUCAUCCUUCAGCUACUGAUGUCAAAGAAGCUAUGGACAAAGUAUUGGCUCUUGACAAGGCCUAUCCACUUCCUCUCCUUGGCGUAAUGCUAGAGAAAUUUCCAUCUUCUGUUGAACCUGCUGUUUGGUGGCCUCAACAACGUAGAAGGCAGGCCAAAAGGGUUGGUGACAAUGAAAACAAUUGGAACGGAUGGAAUGGCAAACAGGAGGAGGAAAUGAGAGAAAUAAUGGGAGCAUUAGGCAGAAAGGACCAAGAAGAAUACAUUAGGCUGGGGGGAAAGGCCUUGAAAUUGAACAAGUUUUUAGCCAUGUCCGGUCCUUUGCUCACAGGCCUAGCAGCAGUUGGGUCGGCAUUGGCAGGUCAUUCUCCUCAUGGAUCUUGGGCAGCCAUGCUAGGAAUUGUUGGUGGCGCAUUGGCAAGUGUAGUUAACACAAUAGAGCAUGGUGGACAAGUUGGAAUGGUAUUCGAGAUGUACAGGAGCAACGCUGGUUUCUUCCAGUACAUGCAAGAAUCCAUUGAAUCAAACUUGACAGAAACAGAAAUGGAGAGAAGAGAACAUGGUGAAGUGUUUGAGAUGAAGGUGGCUUUGAAAUUAGGAAGGAGCUUAUCAGAUCUAAGAAAUCUUGCAGCUGCGUCUUUAUCAAAGGGUGAAGAAAUUGACGAGUUUGCAAGCAAGCUUUUCUGAUACUGCACCCACAUGUUGUACAUAUUUUUGUAGUAGUAACCAAACAUAUUCUUUAAUUUUUUAAACAUGUAUAUUUUUUUCGGCAUAUGUUGAGAAGUGUGGCUAUUAGCAUAUUCUA
Molecule: messenger RNA, 1522 nt
Organism: Capsicum annuum
Lineage: Eukaryota; Viridiplantae; Streptophyta; Magnoliopsida; Solanales; Solanaceae
Product: probable F-box protein At4g22030
Exons: 1
Coding region: 112-1404 (430 amino acids)
Source: RefSeq, a predicted model, not a curated record